UUCAAUCGAUGACCGUUAAAGUUGCACAAAGUGAAAAAUUCUCAUAGGUCAAAAAUUUGUCUCAGUAAUUAUUAUAGUCUUUAGAGCCUGUCAAGUUUAGAAGAAGAAAAUUACAAUGGCAUUUCUUAAAUUCUUGUUCAUUUUCGUAAUCUUCGCCAUCGUUGUUGUAAAGAACAACGCAGCCCCCGCAGAGGACACGAAAGAAGUUCAAAAGCAUGACGACGAAAUGAUGGACACAGCGGAGUCGCAGAAUCCGUUCCUACCGCGUUUCGCCAUGAAAAAGCUGAAGGAGAGAAGAGAACAAGCGCGGGCUGAAAGAAGAAAUCAGGCCCAAAGAAGAAACAAUGUACAGAGUAGUCACCGGGAACCAUAUUACCGCCAUCCCGACUGUCCUCACAGGAGGUAUUAUUAAAAUGAAGAAGUUUGGAAUAAUAAUAUUCGUCUUGGGGGUUGGAAUAAUUUUUGCCGAAACCAUACCAGAAACAGAAACGGAAAAACCAGCACCCAAAGAUUCAUCAGUGUUAGAAAUAGUUACCUACACCAGCGAACUAGAAAAUGGAAAGGAAGAUAAUCAGGUAUUAAAAGCGACAGUCCAAGAAAAUAAUGAAGCUAAUAUACUACUCCAAGAACUAGAAACAGAAAAAUCGGAGGAAUUCGACAAAGCGAUUGAAAACGAACAAGCCAUUAUUGAUGCAUCAAUUGGAGCAAUAGAAAAUGAACACUUCCCUAUCAACUUCAACUGGGAUGGAUAUGAUAGCAUUGAUGAUGAUUAUGUGCCAAUGCAGGAGAGUGACUUUUACUACAAAGAUCUUAUGGAAAGAGAUCCAAAUGAAAUCAUGGACACCGCUGCAGGUUUCGUGCCGAUUCCAAUUUUAAAGAAAAGGAAACAAAAACCACGAAGAAAGUUUGCAAAUAGACGAUAUUUCAGAAGACCGAACCCACGACCGAACCCCUACAGAAGACAUUAUUAUUAUUAUCCCUACUAUCGCUACUACUACCCAGGCUCUCUAAGGUUUUACUAACUUAAUAUGCCAAUAAUAGAUGCUAGAAAACCUAUUUAUUAUAGUCCGCGCGGAACUAGUUGGCCGCGCCUUAGGUAGGGACAGGGGUGAGGGGGCGGGUUGCUUGCUGCUCGCAACGCACAUGAGAUUAGACAGUGACGACCAAUCUCGCAAUAUCGUGAACAAUAAUAUUACUUAUUUAAUUAUUGAAAAGAAUAAAUUAAAGACGAUCAGUUUUAUAUUCUGAACUAUUGACAUCGGCUUACCGUUUUUUAAAAAACGUAUGCACUUUUUAAUAUUCUUUCCGUAGAUUAUCUUUUUAUCGGCGGACUCAUCUUGCUAUUGCAAUCUCUUGUGCGUUUUGUCUAAACUAGCCAGUCAAAAUCAACAUCGCCCCCUCCUCUCCGUCCCACCGCUCACAUACCUAAGGCGCGGACUAUAAUCAUAGUGUAAAUUGUAAUAAAAGAUAAUAUAUAACUUA
Aricia agestis (brown argus) is the source of this 1482-nucleotide messenger RNA. RefSeq lists its product as uncharacterized. The coding region runs from base 345 to 1022 and encodes 225 amino acids. The record is from RefSeq and is a predicted model, not a curated record. The transcript has 2 exons. NCBI's taxonomy places the organism in Eukaryota, Metazoa, Arthropoda, Insecta, Lepidoptera, Lycaenidae.